AUGAGAUUCCGCGCCAACAUCAUCACCAUCGCCACCCUCGCUGGUCUCGCCGUGGCCGCGCCCGCCGCCACUGACGCCUGCGUCCCUGAGAACGGCGCCAGUGAGGAAGUCAAUGGCGUGAACAACUGCUGCAAGGCUCUCAUCAUCCAUGAGGGCAAGUGCCUCUAUCCCAAGGACAUCCCUGGUGCAUGUGUCGGCAGAGACGACGACAUUGUCAACGAGCACGGCGAGAUCGUCGGUUCUUGCUGCGCGAAACUUGUCCAGGUCGCUGACAAGUGCCGCUAUCCCGGGAACGUGAACGGCCUCUGCGUCGCCAAGGACGAACUUGUCAGCGAAAGCCGCAGCAUCUGCUGCAAGGGCCUGGUCCAGGUCGGCCAAAUGUGCCGCGAUCCCAAGGAUCUCCACAAGGGCUGCAUUCCCAAGGAUGAGGACGCUGUGGAUAUGCACGGCUGGCCCGUCGGAGAGUGCUGCGAAGGUCUCUCGCAGAUUGCCAACAAGUGCCGUGACCCCAAGGAGCAGUAA
Messenger RNA from Akanthomyces muscarius, 522 nucleotides. RefSeq lists its product as uncharacterized. NCBI's taxonomy places the organism in Eukaryota, Fungi, Ascomycota, Sordariomycetes, Hypocreales, Cordycipitaceae. The coding region runs from base 1 to 522 and encodes 173 amino acids. The record is from RefSeq and is a predicted model, not a curated record. The transcript is spliced from 5 exons.